Messenger RNA from Lolium rigidum, 903 nucleotides. RefSeq lists its product as uncharacterized. The transcript is spliced from 3 exons. Lineage: Eukaryota; Viridiplantae; Streptophyta; Magnoliopsida; Poales; Poaceae. The coding region runs from base 117 to 668 and encodes 183 amino acids. The record is from RefSeq and is a predicted model, not a curated record.
UCCUCUACGCGUCUUCUUCUGCCCCGAAUCCGAAGCGCGACGCGACAGGAACACGCGCUAAUCUGAAAUUUCGGACCAAGCAAUCGGUGAGCUUCGUGGCGCCAGCCAACCCCGCCAUGGCCGGCUCCACCACGGUGCUGGCCGCCAUCCUGCUCGUCGACCUCGUCGCCUUCGCCCUCGCCAUCGGCGCCGAGCAGAGCCGCCCCACGGCGAGCCUGGAGACGGACGCGAGGAACGAGUGGACCUACUGCCGCUACCACCCGGACGCGUCCACGGGGAUGGGCGGCGCCGCGCUCGCGCUGCUGCUCGUGGGCCAGGUGGUGGCCGCCGCCGCCAGCCGCUGCUUCUGCUGCGGCGCCGCGCUCCGUCCCGGCGGCGCCCGCGGCUGCGCGCUCAUGCUCUUCCUCUCCUCCUGGUUGACAUUUAUCAUUGCAGAGGCGUGCUUGCUGGCUGGGCUGGUGCAGUCUGCCUACCACACUGGUUACCGCACAGUGAUAUUUGAAAACCCACCGGACUGUGAGACGGUGCGGCGGGGCACAUUCGGAGCCGGUGCGGCUUUUGCCCUGAUCACUGGUGUGCUCACCGGGUCAUACUACUACUGUUUCUCCAAGUCGCGGGGAUCCUACCAACGCCCGGAGGCUGCCAUUGGCAUGAGCCGGUUUCAGUGAAUCUGCUGUAACACAUUGGCAAACCAUGUACUGCACUGCUGCUGCAACAUUUUUGAUAACCAUGCUAUUACUUUUUUAUUUAUAUAGAUUCUGCAUAUAUGUAUUCGAUUGCUCAGCGAGACUGACCCUGUACCCACCAUUGCCUUCGUUUCUUCUUUUUGUAUGGUAUAGAGAAGAGAAGCUACUUGAAAAGCUUUUAGCACUGUGAUUCAAUCUGUGAGGAAAAUUCGCUGGA